UUCUCGUUUGAGUAACGUUUCCUCAUAUAAAACUCUCAUAGGCUUUAGAAAGGCGCGAAGAAAUAAUAUUUUUUCAAGACAAUUAUCUCGAUAAUUGAAGUGUGAAUUUACACAUUAAGUGGUGGAUAGUUCAGAUUCAGUAUAUAUCGGAUGGAAGCCAUGAAUUCUAACGCCGUUACUGUCAAAAUAGAACCACCAGACGACUUUGACGCGGGAACAAGUGAGAAUGUGUCACCUACUACACUCCAGAAUGGAAUAACCGAAAAUAGCGAUCCACCGCCCAGCAAGAAGGGAACGAGUAACAGUUUUAAUGAUUCAAGGAAUUUUACUUGUUUAUUGUGCGACAUCGUUUGUAACAGUCGUGAUGAGCUCAGGAAGCAUUUAAAGAACACUCAUGCUUCAAAGAGUUAUUCUACAAUGAAUAACUCAAUGUACUUAAAUAAGAUUUCGUCUGAAGCCACGACAAGAGCGUUUUCCGGAUACGUAAAUUAUCGUUAUACGUGUCCGAUUUGUGGAGCUAAAUUCAAAAGUUUUCGGACAUAUUUGACACAUAACAUGUCACAUCGUGGUGCAAGCGGUCUUCAGCCCUUUGACGAGGCUAGGAUGGCCGCGCUCUUUGGAACCGGGAAGCAAUAUAUGCAGGACUACCUUGAGGCGGAGGAAGGAUACGCGGGGACUUUUACAUGUAAUGAGUGUAAAACAGUGUUUGUGCAAAGAGAUGCAUAUGCAAUGCAUAUGAUGAUGCGCGCGAUGAAAGGAACAUGUAAAACGGCUAAUAGCCUGUAUGAAAAUAGUUCUCAUUCAACAAGUAAUGACUGUGAGCUGAAACAUGUCCCAAACGGAACUGAUGUUAGGCUAACGAAUCAGUCUGGAGAAUUAUCGACGGUCUCAAUAGGACAAACAAAUCAGCGUUGUUUAGAAGAUGUAACGGCUAAAAUAGAUCAAGAUGAAUAUUUAAAAUCUGUCUUAGAUAAAGUAUGUGCCUCUGACGUAACCAAACUAGAAGUACCAAAUUAUAAUAUGGAUGAAAGGAAAGUAUGUUCGUUUUGUACAGACUCCUUUGUGGACCAGGAUUCUUUGGCAAUGCACGUGAUGUCGGAUCAUGCAGACGAGAUGUCUUCAUCCAGUAGCAGAAAUAACAAUUGUCCAAGAGGCCCGAACCACGAGGACUACUUGGCUUGGAUGGCCGUUGCAACAAAACCACUGAUGAUAAGCUCUGUUUGUAAGUACUGUAAUGAAACAUUCAUGUCACGUGACAGUUUAGCUUUGCACGUGCUGACGCAUGCGCACUUAGAUGAACGGACAUCUGGGCAAUCACGAAAAUCAUUCAAGCGAAAAUCUGACGUUCCAGAAACCGGUUCGUCCUUACUUCAGUCACCAAAAUUGUUAAAGUUCAACACUGGAGCAGAAACCAAACACCCUAGUGGUUUUACAACGCCAAAAGAGCAGGCGAACAAUGAAGUGGAUUCCAACCUAUACUGUAAAGAAUGUGACAUAAAAUUUUACGCUGUUUCUGAAUACAGAUGGCAUAUGGAACGCCACAAUGGAGAUGAUACAUCAUCUUAUGAUGAACCUCUCUGUUUAACCAAACAUUCUGAACGAAAUUAUCUAUCAUGUAAAAAUGAGUUAUCUACAAAUGUUUCCGCCGAGAAUAGUCAAAGAAGGAGAAAUAGUUUUUCUUCAACGGAACAAAAAGAUGUAUUGACAAGGAAUGACAUAUUGCCGCAACGGCCAGUAUCGGUUGGUGAUUGUUCGAGAAAUACCUUAAAAGAACUAAGUAAAUCACAUAACGAACACCGUCAAAGGGACUCUGAAAAUAACACUAAAACUUUAGAUGAAAAAACUAUGCUUGAUACUAUAAAUGCACUGAGUACUAGCGAGCAGCGCAUUAUCUAUUCAGUGUUUGGCAGUGACUUAGGUUUGAAAAUCGAAAAUGCCGAAGAACUAUCUGAAAGCUCAAGAUCAUGCACGCCACCAGUUGAUUUGUCGUCUGCAAAACGGAAAAUUGCUCAAGAAGACGCUGAUACUGAUACUGGUAUGGUGCAUUGUGACACAGAUGUACAUGAAAUAACCAAAAAUGAAGACUCUGAUGAAAACUUAAAAGUGAUACCGGGAGAUCCAAACAAACCUAUGUGCAAGUACUGUGAAAUAUUAUUUUUUAAUAAAGCUAUUUACUAUCUACAUAUGGGAUUACAUAAUGUGAACAAUCCGUGGCAGUGUAACAUAUGUGGAAAGAUAUGUAAAGAUGCAGUAGAUUUUGCCGCUCAUGUUAUACAUAUGUGAUUUUUAUAAGCAUAUUGAUUGUAUAAAAUGCAGGUUACAAAUUAUAUAUACUUCUUCUCUUUUAUAAAACUAACGUGUUGAUUUUUUAAUGAUAUUCUAAGCAUUUUCAUCAUUUUGAUAUCAAAAUAGAAUAGCAAUCAAUUCAACAAUUACAACUUGUUAUAAUAAUUCCUUCACACAGCAUGCAUAUACAUGCAAUAGUAUGUUUGACGAGGCAACUGCUUCAAAACUGGUUGUAAACACACUGAUGAGAUCUAGAAUGUCACCAACCUGAAAACAGUCUUUAUCGUCGUGUGAAUCCAUACUCGACUAUUCAGGAGAGAAUACAGUCAGCAUAUUGAAUAUUUGUCUAAACCAUUGUAACCAUUUUAUAUAUUCCAUACAGUACUGUCAUCAAAGCUUUAAAUAUAUUCAUUUACUAAACACCAGACCCAC
Mercenaria mercenaria is the source of this 2718-nucleotide messenger RNA. Its product is annotated as zinc finger protein 354A-like. NCBI's taxonomy places the organism in Eukaryota, Metazoa, Mollusca, Bivalvia, Venerida, Veneridae. The transcript has a single exon. Gene Ontology annotation, biological process: regulation of transcription by RNA polymerase II. The record is from RefSeq and is a predicted model, not a curated record. The coding region runs from base 151 to 2283 and encodes 710 amino acids. Gene Ontology annotation, cellular component: nucleus. Gene Ontology annotation, molecular function: RNA polymerase II transcription regulatory region sequence-specific DNA binding; DNA-binding transcription factor activity, RNA polymerase II-specific.